CUGUAUGUAUGUAUGUAUAUAUAUAUAUGUAUAUAUUCCUCCUGUAGCUGUAAUAGCCUCUCCAGCUGCUCUUCAGUUUAAGUUUAGAGUUAAGUGGAACAGACAACAGUCUCCAGGCAGUCCCCAGGUAGGUUGGAACAUUGCACAUACGGUUUUUUCUGAUCAUUCUGGUUUGAGGGAGGCAACUGGAACUGAUCAAGACUGCACUGCCCCAGGCAGGAGGAGGGUACAGCUGGGGUGUUACCUUCUUGUUAUUCCUAACCUGUGAAGAAAGAAGAAAAUCCUCAGUCUGUUUACUCCAAGGAGAAAUAGGCAAUGGAUCCCAAAAGCCAGAGAGUGAAACUUAAUGACGGCCACUUCAUUCCUGUCCUGGGAUUUGGAACCUAUGCACCUCCAGAGGUUGCGAAGAGAGAUGCUCUGGAAUUCACCCCAUUCGCUAUAGAGAUUGGGUUCCGCCAUAUUGACUGUGCUCAUGCCUACCAAAAUGAAGAGGAGGUUGGCCAGGCCAUUCGAAGCAAGAUUGCAGAUGGCACUGUGAAGAGAGAAGACAUAUUCUGCACUUCAAAGCUUUGGUUAACUUCCCUUCGGCCAGAGUUGGUCCGACCAGCCUUGGAAAAGUCACUGAAAAAUCUUCAACUGGACUAUGUCGAUCUCUAUAUUAUGCAUUAUCCGCUGGCUCUGAAGCCAGGGGAGGAAUUAUACCCCAAAGAUGAAAAUGGAAAACUGAUAUUUGACUCAGUGGAUUUCUGUCGCACGUGGGAGGCCCUGGAGAAAUGUAAGGAUGCAGGGCUGACCAAGUCCAUCGGGGUGUCCAACUUCAACCACAAGCAGCUGGAGAAGAUCCUGAACAAGCCGGGGCUCAAGUACAAGCCCGUCUGCAACCAGGUGGAAUGUCACCCUUAUCUCAACCAGAGCAAACUGUUGGAUUUCUGCAAGGCACAUGAAAUCGUUCUUGUUGCCUAUGCUGCUCUGGGAUCCCAACGAGUAAAAGAAUGGGUGAACCCAAACCACCCCGUUCUCCUGGAGGACCCGGUUCUCUCUGCCAUUGCUCAAAAGCACAAGAAAACGGCAGCUCUGGUUGCCCUUCACUACCAGAUACAACGUGGGGUUGUGGUUCUGGCCAAGGGUAACAACAAGAAGUGGAUCAAAGAGAACAUACAGGUGUUUGACUUUGAACUGACUCCAGAAGACAUGAAAGCAAUCGAUGGCCUCAAUCGUAAUAUAAGAUACUAUGAUCUUCACCUUUGUGUCGAUCAUCCUGAGUUUCCAUUCUCUGAAGAAUAUUGACUCUCAGCUCUCACUGUGGUUCUUUGAGAAUUACUUGCUUCUAGGACUAUGAAGAAGAUUUUUGUACUUGGUGGAGGUGCUUAAAUGUCUGAAUGUUUGAAAGUUUGCCUUUCCUUAAAAAAAAUAAACAGUUCAUGAAACAAUAAAGGCUUCAAAGUUAGAAUACUUUUUUGUGAUAGUUAAAAAAUGCAAAUUACAGAAAAUUUUGAAAGUUGAAAGGAAAUGAUAGAGAAUAAAGAUAAGCUAUGAUUAACCCAUUUAAUAAUAUUUUAA
Messenger RNA from Capra hircus (goat), 1560 nucleotides. Its product is annotated as dihydrodiol dehydrogenase 3. The transcript is spliced from 10 exons. The coding region runs from base 316 to 1287 and encodes 323 amino acids. Gene Ontology annotation, molecular function: ketosteroid monooxygenase activity; bile acid binding; aldose reductase (NADPH) activity. Gene Ontology annotation, cellular component: cytosol. Gene Ontology annotation, biological process: doxorubicin metabolic process; prostaglandin metabolic process; daunorubicin metabolic process. Lineage: Eukaryota; Metazoa; Chordata; Mammalia; Artiodactyla; Bovidae. The record is from RefSeq and is a predicted model, not a curated record.